This is a messenger RNA of Diversispora eburnea, 3318 nucleotides long. The record is from the annotation of a GenBank genome assembly. NCBI's taxonomy places the organism in Eukaryota, Fungi, Glomeromycota, Glomeromycetes, Diversisporales, Diversisporaceae.
AUGGAAGGACAGGGUAGAGGAUGUACUGAACAGAAUACUUCAUAUUCACAACAUUCCGGACACAAAUAUAAUCAUGCCGAGAAAAAUGAAUUCGUAGGGAUAACUAUAAGUGAUGAUUUCUCGCAAAAACAAUUGUCUUCCAUGCCGAUGAUGGCAACCUCAUCCUCGCCUUCACAUUCACAAUUAAAUGUACAAAAUCAAUCAUUUUCAUCACAGAAUAUUUCACAUCGUCAGGAGGUUCUUGAUGGACAUGGCAGAAGACGUUCAGUUAAUUAUAUUCCAAACACUCCAUCGAGUCAUUAUUCCCAAAAUCAAAAUAUAUCGCAUCACCAACGUUCAUUGUCCGGAACAAAUCAAACUCAACCUACACCUCCGAUACAAAAUGUAUAUCAGACUAUAUAUUCUAAUUCGCAAUCUUCUCCAAAUUCUCAUCCCACAAUGUCCAAUUCUGUCAAUUCUGUUGUUUCUUCAUCCCCUAACAAAUCGUCACAACAUUCCUCGUCGACGACGCGUGAUCAUGUCUCAAAACCAGAUUUUCGUGGAUCCGCUUUUCAACGUAUCCGAUCAAAAUCUGAUUUGGCAUAUCGCAAUCCAGAUUCCGGGAAUGAAGCAGUCAGUCCAUUAAAAUCAUUGACUGUGUUCCUUACUUCAACAUAUAAUAAUGUUAACUCCGAAUUUCGAUAUGAAUUGUCAUAUAAUCCUCGUCGAGUUUUGACAAAACCUUCAAAAGGUACAAAAAAUGAUGGAUAUGACAACGAGGACAGUGAUUAUAUUUUAUAUGUUAACGAUAUAUUAGGGAGUGAGGAGGGACAAAAAUACCUCAUAUUAGAUAUUUUGGGACAAGGGACAUUUGGACAAGUUGUAAAAUGUCUAAACCUGAAAACAAAAAAAACUGUGGCCGUCAAAAUUGUUAAAAAUAAACCUGCAUAUUUUAAUCAGAGUAUGAUGGAAGUGACAAUUUUGGAGUUGCUAAAUCAAACAUGGGAUAACCAAGAUCAACAUCAUAUAUUAAGGCUAUUAGACACAUUUAUUCAUCGUCGGCACCUUUGCUUGGUAUUCGAGCUUCUAUCGGUUAAUCUCUACGAAUUGAUAAAGCAAAAUCAAUUCCGUGGGCUUAGCACGAACCUCGUUAGAGUGUUUACUGCUCAAUUACUGGAUUCGUUGACAGUUUUGAAUGAAGCACGUAUAAUUCAUUGUGAUUUGAAACCUGAAAAUGUAUUGUUGAAAAAUUUGGAGUCUCCAACAAUCAAAGUAAUAGAUUUUGGGUCCGCGUGUCAUGAACGUCAAACCGUAUACACAUAUAUUCAAUCUAGAUUUUACCGUAGUCCGGAAGUAUUAUUGGGGUAUUCAUCUUCUAUAGACAUGUGGUCACUAGGCUGCAUAGCUGUAGAAUUAUUUCUUGGAUUGCCGUUGUUUCCAGGAAGUUCGGAAUAUAAUCAAAUAUCUAGAAUUGUAGAAAUAUUAGGUGUUCCUCCAUUAUAUAUGAUAGAAGUUGGAAAAACAGCACAUGAAUAUUUCGAUCGUUAUAUUAAUGAUCAUGGACAAAAAAAGUAUCGUUUGAAAUCAAUGGAACAAUACAUGAGAGAAAAUAAUUGUGUUGAACAACCUUCUAAGAGAUAUUUCUCAGCUUCAACACUUCCAGAGAUUAUAAAAUCUUAUCCAAUUAUGCGAAAGGGAGUGACUCAGAAAGACAUAGAUAAAGAAAUGCAAAAUCGGCUGGCAUUCAUCGAUUUUGUACAAGGAUUAUUGAAUCUCAAUCCAAUUGAAAGAUGGUCACCACAACAAGCAAAAUUACAUCCAUUCAUAACAGGGGAAAAGUUCACUGGAAAAUUUGUUCCUCCAAUGCUACUUAAAAGUAAAACUAGUAUUCCUCCAUCUUCAACUUCUCAAUCAUCAUCACUUAUAUCUCGAAUGCCUUCACCUUCACAAUAUAAACCAAAAACGAAUACUUCACCGCAAGCUCAACACAAAAAUUUGACUGCUCAUGAAAUGCCUUCAGUGAAAGUAACGUCCCAUGGAACUAAUCAUUCAGAAUCUGUAAACACACAAAGGUUACAAAUGCAACAAAAAUCUAAUAAAAUAUCUUCUUUAACACCUAAAUCAAGUAUGGCCUCUUUGAGACCUCGAGCUAGUACAAUUGGGAAUAUUCAGGUUCCACCACAAAUUCAAAGAGUUGCAGCACUUGUUUCUCCAGGUAAUCUUGGCUCAUCACCAGGAGAAUAUUCCAGAAUAACGAGGGAAAAAGAUCCAAAACGAUUGCCACAACCACCUUAUCCACAUUUGCAAUUAUUACAAGACCAAAAUCAACAACUAGAUGCCACUCAAUUCUCUGUUAUAGUUGAAGGGGAAGAUAGACGUGCAACUGAUCCAUUUUCAAAUAUCAAAUCCAAUACAAAUGAAGUAGUUGGAAUUCAAAUAGGAGAUGAUUGGAAUGAUAAAGAAGGAAGACGUCAAAAAGAAGGAAAUUCACAUAAAGAUGAACGACACCAGAGUGUAACAUCAAAUUCACCUGUUGAUAUACAUAAUAAUGGUAACAAUGAAAAAAGAUUAAGAACCGGAGUAAAGAUGCCUGGAGGUAUGCCAAAUGGUAUUUCAAUAAAUCCCGCUGUCGUUAGUAGUGGUUUAGAUGAUAGUGUUGUAAGUUCAUCUGGACCUACCUUACAUUUGACACAGCAAUAUCAUAAAAAAUCACUUCAGCAAAUACAAAUUGAACAGCAGAUUUCUGUCAAUGUUAUGUCUCCCGUUAUAAAUCAAACACAGUCUCGUAUUACUAAUUAUCGUUCAUCACCAUCAUAUGAUUUACCGACCUCAUUUUUCCGAAAUUCUCCUGGUCAAUAUUCAACUCCCAGUUCAUCGCCUUACAUUGGUCAAACCAAUCAAUCUCAAGGGUCUCAACAACAGCAACAUCAACUAGCUUUACCACCACCUGUAGCUCAAAUGCAUCAAUCUACUGCAUAUUAUCAGAAUACGGCAUCGAGUUAUGAAAAAUAUUACGGUCAUUUACAACCACAUCGACAACAUUCUCAGAAUCGCAUUUCCCCUUCUACUUCUCCUUCAUACCCGCCAACCUCUUCACCAUCUAUUUAUGGUACCCCUCCGUCAUCACUAAAUAAUUUAUCACCACAAUCCUCAUAUUUUCAAGCAUUGAAUUAUAAUCGAACUUCACCUUCACAAACGGGAUCAUCCGUGCCUCAGCAAUCAACCGUUUCAAAUAAGUUGGUGAAUAAUGAUUCGCAUCAUCACCUUAAUAAUAACAACCACGAAACUAAAUACAAUAAUAGGAGGGAAAUAAACCCAAUGCCUUAUCAAAUGGCAUGA